AUGGCGCCACGUAAGAAGACUGAAGAAAAGGCCUCAGCCAAUGAAGCAGCAGAUAUGGUGCUACUCUACCUGCGCAAGCAGAACCGCCCGUACUCUGCCAUCGACGUCUCAGCAAAUCUGCACAACAAAGUAACCAAAGCUGCCGCAGCAAAAAUUCUCAAGGAUUUACACGAGCAAAAGUUGAUUGAGGGACGGACGGCAGGGAAGCAGAUUGUAUAUCAUGCUCUCCAGGACGCAGCAGACACAUGUACAACGGAGCAACUCGCAGCCCUCGAGACCGAAAUAGCCAAUCUGCGCGCGCAAACCGCCGCUCUAAACGCCACGGCCAAGACGCUACGGUGUACGCUUGCGUCUGUGACGUCGACGCUGAGCACGGCGGAUUUGAUUGCAAAUGUGGAUUCGUUGGAGAAGGAAAAGGCGGAGAUUGAAAAGAGGCUGGAUGGGUUGAGGAAGGGGAAGGCAAGGAUGGUUACACCAGCGGAGCGUCAGGCGAUUGAGCAGACGUGGAGGGAGAGCAUGAGGACGGCUAAGAAUCGAGAGAAGAUUGCGCGUGAAAUGUGGAAGAUUAUUGCGGAUAACUUGCCGGAUGAUGAGGCGAGAGAGGAGCACAGGGAGAUGUUUGAUUUGGAUGGGUAG
Molecule: messenger RNA, 636 nt
Organism: Bipolaris oryzae ATCC 44560
Lineage: Eukaryota; Fungi; Ascomycota; Dothideomycetes; Pleosporales; Pleosporaceae
Exons: 6
Coding region: 1-636 (211 amino acids)
Biological process (GO): meiotic strand invasion involved in reciprocal meiotic recombination; meiotic joint molecule formation; homologous chromosome pairing at meiosis
Cellular component (GO): condensed nuclear chromosome; DNA recombinase auxiliary factor complex
Molecular function (GO): double-stranded DNA binding; recombinase activator activity
Source: RefSeq, a predicted model, not a curated record